UUUUUGUGAUUUACAUCAUAGUCUAUAUUGUAUACUGUAUAUUUCAUUUCAUGUCCAAAACGAUAUCUUUUGCCAUACUAACUAAGUUGUCUGGACUGGACCAAGAUGGUGUCGUUCAAACCACAAAACGACGAGGCCGGACGAGCCGAAGAAGCAGAACACCAUGGCGAGUCCUCCACACGACGAGAGCCUGAUGAGAACACUCGUUUACUACCACAUGGGUCCAGCGAAGGCUAUCUGAGUCCGGAUGACCCUGCUGUAUCACCAUACAACCUUUGGUCCGUCCGCGCCCUUCGUUUCUUCUCCUCUCUCUUUCUCGCCAUCAGCUUCGUUUGGUGGGUUCUUCUACUCAUCUCAAUCUUCGUCAGCCCCCCCGGCAUGCACAACCGUGGUUCAGGGUUCACUGAUUUCUCCUACACAACCUUGACCGUCGGCAACCUUAUUAUUAGCCUCCUCUUCUUCGCCGUCCCGUCUCGGCCAAUGAUCAUCUGGAACGGCAUCCUGGCGCUUCUAUUACUCGUUGACGUGCUAAUCAUCGUCGCUGUGCCUCGUCUGCGCUUCGAAGAAGGUGGUGUUGGCAUCGCAUCUGUGGUGUGGGCUGCGCUCAUCACCAUCUAUAACGUCGCGCAGAUCUAUUUCGUUGAGAAAGGGAAGGAGCAGGAAGAAGAGCGACUAACCGGCCGCGUGGAAACCCGCCGCACGCUGUUGGAAUGGUUGGCGGUGUUGGCUGAAACGGUGGUUCUGGGCAUCGUCGCGAUUGUAGUCAUUCUCCUCACUGCGACACUGAUCCUGCGCGCCCGAGACGCCAGUAUCGAAGCCCCCGGGAAGAAAUACGCUGUGAACAAUGCAAAAUACGAGAUUCAUCUAGCAUGUGUGGGGGACAGUGCUGAAAAUGACAGGCAAAAUCUAUCAACAAUCCUCGUCGAGGCGGGCGAGGGCCCAUCUGAACACACUCUCCAGCCAUUCAUCCACAACGCCUACGCCAACGGUACUAUCCAUCGCUACUGCUACUGGGAUCGUCCUGGCUUCGCAUGGUCUGACAACGCCCCCUCCCCGCAUUCAGCUGGCAUGUCUGCCGAUAUCCUCUCCGAAGCGCUGGCUCUGGCCGGGGAGCAAGGCCCAUGGAUACUCGUUUCAGCGGGGGUGGGCAGCAUCUACAGUCGGAUCUUCGCCAGUCGCCACGUCCACGACGUCACUGGUUUAUUAUUAAUCGAUCCCACACACGAAGAUCAGCUACAGAAGAUCGCCAGCCCAGGCCGCGGCUUCAGGCUCUGGGGACGGGGUAUUGUCUCCCCUCUGGGCUUGGACCGACUUGCCGGCGCCAUUUUCAAGGGCCGCACUAGAGAAGAUCGAGUCUACGGGCGAGUCUCCUACCAAGGCGGACGCUUCAUCAAGGCCAAAUUACAAGAAAACCUCGCUGCAGAGAGUAUGACGGCAAGCGAGAUCGCCAGUGCAAAGAAUAUCCAGACGCCUGAAACGCCACUUGUGAUUGUGAGCUCGGGCGUGGAGGUUGGCCGAAGCGAGUCGUGGGCAAAACAGCAAGAGGCGCUGACCAAAAUCACAGAGCAUUUGGUUGCAUGGGAUAUUGUCAAGGGCGCACCGCAUGAGGUUUGGGAGACGCUGAAGGGGCGAGAGGCGGUGGAGAAAAGACUAGGUGAAUUGGUUAGGCAAUGAUGAAUACUGGUUUGGUGGUUGUUCAUGUUUGGAGCAGAUAUGUGUUCUAGUCUCAAAUUGUAUAAGUUGUACUCGUAAUGAUAAUAUACCUGGAUAAUAUUGUUUUAAUAUUGUUUCAUCAUGUCGGUUGAUUUCAACGCAGAGUCCUAUGCAACUCCGAUUGACUUCUCGAGAUUAUAACAGGUCCAUCUAUUUGAGUUUCUCCAUGAUGUAUAAUAGCAACUACCAAAUGAAAUUUUUGACAUCGAAAAUUUUGUGGGAUCGCCGGAAGGAUGCAAAUGCCACGUCCUAAAAGGAUAAGAUUAUAGUCUGAAUGAGUCAGUUUUGGAUCAAACGCAGCCAGCACUAGGGAGUCGGGCCAUCAUGUAUUCGGUUUAUCAGGCUGUGUA
Messenger RNA from Talaromyces proteolyticus, 2063 nucleotides. RefSeq names its product mitochondrial integral membrane protein. The record is from RefSeq and is a predicted model, not a curated record. The transcript has 2 exons. NCBI's taxonomy places the organism in Eukaryota, Fungi, Ascomycota, Eurotiomycetes, Eurotiales, Trichocomaceae. Bases 106 to 1674 code for a protein of 522 amino acids.